AUGAACGGAAACAUGAACCCAGGAAACAUGAACCCAGGAAACAUGAACCCAGGAUACAUGAACCCAGGAAACAUGAACCCAGGAAACAUGAACCCAGGAAACUUGAACCCAGGCAACGGACUUGGUGUAAACAAUUACCCAAUGGGGGCAGGAGGUCUUGGAGGAGGAUCCUCAACCACCGUGAUCCCUGGUGCUGGCAUCAACGGUGCUGGUAUCAACGCUGCUGGACAAGCUAUAGGAACUACAAUCGGUGGCGCAUCUGUAGUCGGAGGUGGAGACAGUAGUGACAGCAGUGAGGAGAGUCAACUUGAGAUCCCAGAAGUACCAGAGAGCAGCGACCCUGGUGGGGCUGCACAAGAAGCUGGGGAUAGUCCAGACACCGCUGAUGGUGCCGCUGUCAAUGCUGGUAUUGGUGCUAAUGGUGUUAAUGUUGGUGGUGGUGGUGGUGGUGGUGCUGGUAAUGUUGGAGCACGCGGUGACCAAGAAUUCAAUGAAAUCGGUGAUUCACCAGAUGGUGCUGAAAACAUAGUAGAUGCAGAUAUGGGAGAACAGGUUGGCAAAGGCAAUUCUGCUGGCGUCACGGCUGGUAUUCUAGUUGGUGUUGUUGCCGUAGUAGCAGCCGCUGCGGGCGUAGGCCUGUACGUUGUAAAACAACGAAGAAAUAUCUUUUCAUCUAGCAAUGUAUAA
Molecule: messenger RNA, 687 nt
Organism: Anneissia japonica
Lineage: Eukaryota; Metazoa; Echinodermata; Crinoidea; Comatulida; Comatulidae
Exons: 1
Coding region: 1-687 (228 amino acids)
Source: RefSeq, a predicted model, not a curated record